AUGUCUGACACUGUUUACCCCGAAGUCCUCUGGGCCCAGCGAUCCUCCGUCGCCGACGCCUCCAAGAACUUCAUCUACCUCACCAUCUCUGUUCCUGAUGUGCCCAAGGACAGCCUUACUCUCGAUCUUCAGCCUACCAAGCUCACCUUCACCGGCACCUCAUCCACUCUCAAGAAGAAGUACCAUGUCGAGCUCGAGUUCUGGGGCGAGAUCGACCCCGCUGAGAGCAAGAUCAACCACACUGCCAAGAAUGUUGAGAUAAAGCUGCAAAAGAAGGAGCUCAAGGAGGAGUACUGGCCUAGAUUGCUCAAGGACUCCAAGCGCGUCCACUUCCUCAAGACCGACUUCGACAAGUGGGUUGAUGAGGAUGAGCAGAACGAGGCCCCUGAGGACGACUUCUCUCAGUUCGGUGGCAUGGGCGGCAUGCCUGGUAUGGGAGACAUGGGUGGUGACUUUGGCGGUAUCGACUUCUCCAAGUUGGGAGGUGGUGGUGCUGGCUUCCCUGGUGCCGAAGGCGCUGGUGAUGAGCUCGACGAAGAGGAUGACGACGACGACAUGCCUGCCCUCGAGGGCGACGACAAGAAGGAGGCCGCCCCCGCCGCUGUCCCCGCUGCUACCGAGAAGAAGGACUAA
Molecule: messenger RNA, 633 nt
Organism: Fusarium mangiferae
Lineage: Eukaryota; Fungi; Ascomycota; Sordariomycetes; Hypocreales; Nectriaceae
Exons: 3
Coding region: 1-633 (210 amino acids)
Biological process (GO): chaperone-mediated protein complex assembly; protein folding
Cellular component (GO): nucleus; cytosol
Molecular function (GO): protein-folding chaperone binding; Hsp90 protein binding
Source: RefSeq, a predicted model, not a curated record